AUGGCCGUCCUUGAAAUGUGCAGCUCGACCGAGCACCACGAAACCACCACCACUUCCAGCUGGACGGCCCUGCCCAUCGAAAUUCGUGACACAAUCCUCGGCUAUGUCACAUCGGAAAAGUACACCGGCUGGUCGACUCUCGCCUACGUCAGCCGCGACUGGCAAGCCCACAUCGAGAAAAUCAACUUCCGCAGCAUAAGACUACGACAGCAAUGUCUCGACUGCUUCGCACGUAUCUGCAGCGCGCCGCGCAUUCCCAGACUCAUCAGGCACAUCCACCUAAUCGUCGAACUGCGUCGCUACUCGGCCGAGCAUGCCGAGUGGCUGGAUGCCGUGCCCACAUUCGCUCCGUCCAGAAUCGUCGACGUGUCUGUGAAGGAGCUCCUGAAGAUUCUCAGCAGUUGGGAGAAGUCGGGCGAUCUGACCCUCGAGCUGCACGCAUACUCCCCGAGCGACGAAGAAAAUUGGUUCAGGCCACUACUGCUCAACUCUGAACCGGAGGACAUUGAGGACAGCCAAGGUCCCGUCCAUUGCGAUAAUUAUGACUCGGACUCGGACGACGAGUACGCAUACGAGGAGGAGGAUGCACACGAAGACGAUAACCAUGAGGAGGAAUCCAACGAAACACGAUCCGAGCGGAACCCUGAGGCUUCCGGAUCUACAGACCCCUCAGUGCAGCAGUAUUAUUGGGAGGUAUUUUCCCCAAUCCAACCAUUCGCAGCAACGCCCCGCGAUACGAUCAACAAGAUAUACCGACCCAUCAUCCUCGAAAACGGCGAGCACCAGCCAAUCAUACGAGUCAGCGCAGUCACGAGACUGGUGAUACUACGACAGCUGCGCCGAACGCUGAUGCCAAGAAGCCUCAAGUUCCUGAUGGAGAGCUUCGGUCAAAACCUAGAGCACAUCGAGUACGAGCCGUGGGCAUCUUUCGAAAGCGAUGCACAGCGCCAGGCUCGAGCAGAAGAACUGGCUUCUACGCUAUACCACCCGUGCCUGGACAAGCUGAAAAGCCUGACCCUCUUCGAGGAGGCCCAGCACUUGUACAAGUUCCGAUACGGCCGGAACUCGACCGAGUACAUCGACAAGGACGCGACCGCCCUCCUGACGCCCUACGCAGUCGACUACAGGACCGGCCUGGCGGCGAGCCUCGCCCGGCGGAGCCUGGCCCUCGAGCACCUCUCGGCCUCCUUCAUGGUGUGCGCCGAGUCCUUCUUCGCCAAGUGCCUCCCGGAGUGGACGUGGCCGAAGCUGCGCACGUUGUCGCUCACAGCGCAGCUCCUCGGGCCGCUGGGCGAAGAAGCCAUGCGGGACCACUCAGACGACGACGACGAACACCGCCGCAUGGUGCUGGACUGGCACCUGCGCCGUGUCGCCGAGGUCGCGCGGCGGAUGCCCAAGCUCGAGACCCUGGUGCUGUGGACCGGCGGGGAGCUGCAUGCCUGCGCGUUCGUCUACCAGCGCUGCUGUGCCAAGGAGCGGCAUGCCAGACUGACGUGGCGAGGGACGGAGUGGUCUGAGCUGGCCGGAUCGGUGGUCAGGGCGUGGCAGAAAACGGCUCAAGUUCAUGCGGGAGACAUCGUGCUGGGCGACAUUGUGGUCUGUCACGAGCGCGUCUCUGCCGAGCUGGUCGGGUCGCAUGCGGAUGCCAUCUAUCAUCUGGCAUUGCCGUGUCAGGUGGUGAACCCCGUGUCGCUUUGGCAGAUGCAGAAGGAGGCGACCCCGUAUUAUGAUGUGAGCGGAACGUGGCUCUGA
This is a messenger RNA of Microdochium trichocladiopsis, 1752 nucleotides long. RefSeq lists its product as uncharacterized. The record is from RefSeq and is a predicted model, not a curated record. NCBI's taxonomy places the organism in Eukaryota, Fungi, Ascomycota, Sordariomycetes, Xylariales, Microdochiaceae. Bases 1 to 1752 code for a protein of 583 amino acids. The transcript has 2 exons.